Pollicipes pollicipes is the source of this 516-nucleotide messenger RNA. RefSeq lists its product as uncharacterized. The record is from RefSeq and is a predicted model, not a curated record. Lineage: Eukaryota; Metazoa; Arthropoda; Thecostraca; Pollicipedomorpha; Pollicipedidae. Bases 113 to 496 code for a protein of 127 amino acids. The transcript is spliced from 3 exons.
GCGCACCCUGCUGGCGCCGGCGCCGUACACCGAGCGCCUGCAGCUGCAGGAGGCGCUGCGGCAGGUCGGAGACUCGGCUAAGGCCAGCCAGAAGGAGCGGGAUGUGAGCGAGAUGCUGCGCCGUCUCUCGGAGCUGGAGCGGGACGGUCGGCCGUUCCUGGUGCACUACUUCCCCGGCAACAAACCGUACGUGGUGCCGGCCGCCCGACUGCUGCGCGGCCGCUCCCUGCCCACCGCCGUCGUGUACCGUUGCCGGGGCGCCCUCUGCCUCCGCUGCUGCCUGCCGGAGGGACAGGCGGUGGACGGACGGUUCUCGGCGGCUGGCUGGCUGCGGGACGUGACGGCCGGGGUGGCGGCCGAGCCAGUGUCCUGGGCCGACCCGCUGCGCACGGCCGGCCUUGACAUCACGGCCCGGCUGACGCACCAGCAGGAGCAGGCGCUGGUGGCUGACCUGCUGGCGCGGCUCUCGGAGCGCGCCACUGCCGGCCUGGGCUGAUGUGGUGUAGAAUACAGUCG